GUACGCACUUGUACUUUGUUCAAAUUGCUGGUUCAUGUUUUUUUGUGUUCAUUUGGUUCAUGUAUUCCCAAUUAUCUGAAGUUAGAGAUUGCAACAGAGUUAGUCACAAUGUUGCCGAGUAAUUUUUUUAUUUGGUAGUUGGAAAGCACCAGUUUUGGGGUUGAUCUCAGUGUCCAUGUAAGGAAGCAGCUUUCUCUCUGUGUUUCUCCUCUUGGAUAGCAGCCUAGCAGCAGCAGGGCCAGGGAUCCAACGCCCUCAUCUCCAAUCUUUUUCCUCUCAACCCCUCUAUUUUUCUCCUUUCCUAAAGAGAAGAAAUCAUGUCUAUAAAAUCUGUGGUUCAUGGAGUACUGACAAAGUGGCUUUUGAUUUUUGAAUAGUUUUCAUUGUCAAAGAAUAGUUUGUUGAAAUUUCAAAUAAUCUCAAAUGGGAAAAUGCCACUGGGGGAACCCAAUAGUAAAGCGGCAUUACCAGGUGAGCCAGCAGGCAGCAGUACAUGUAAACUAUAGUUCCACCGGUAGGCAAUGGCAGUUGCCAGUUGCCCAGUAAAUAAUACUAAUACAACGGGAAAAAAGAAAAGCACUGUGUAGACUUGAAGACAUCAUCAAAGCAAAGCCGUCAAAAUGUGGACUUAGUUUUGUGAAAGCUCAAAUCCCCUUUUUCCCCUUUACUUUUUUUUAAGUUUUUAACAACUCUUCUGCUCUUUUUCUUCUUCUUCUUCUUCUUCGUUUCUCGUCCCCCUCUUUGCCAUUCUUUUUUACCUCUAGUCUGGUCUGGCCUGGUCUGGGUUGCUGUUCAAAUUUCUGCUUCCCCUCUAUAUUUAAAACCCCCUUUUCUCUCUAUUCUCACUUUCACUUUCCCUUCCCUUCGGACUUUUCUUAGUUUCUCUUUUCUUUUUUUUCCCCACUUUACUUUCCCCUCUUGGCUACUGUUUACUAAGUCCUCUUUCUUUCCCAACUUGUGGAAAAAGCUCCCCCUUCCCAUCUCUCAUCUUCUCUCAUGGAACUCAUGCCAUUUCUCGUGAACUCCCAUCUCAAUCUCUCUUCCACGUAAUCCUCUCUUUUUUUUUCCUCUCUCUCUGGGGCUAAUUAAUAUAACCUCACCUGGCUGGUUGGCUGCUCUGCCUCACCUCCUCUGUUUCUUUGUACUUUGUACAUUCUUUUUUUCACACCUCAAUUUCCCCCCUCCUUACAUCAGGAUGAUCCUCCUCACCACCUUGUCAUUUGAUUGUACUAGUUUCGAUUAAUUGGAGAAAAAAAUUACGAUGAGGUCUCCUCAGCGUCAGCAGAAUCAAACCCAGGAAACGGUGCUCCGCAACGGUGGGAUUGAGACCCCUUCUCCUCGCCCAAGAAUCCAGGCCCAUUUCCAUUCCACCGUCUCCGAACAGAAGCUCCGCCGCUUGAACAUCCUGAUCCUUGUGUUCCGAUUCGCCACCCUGUGCUUCUCCCUGGCCGCCGCCAUCUUUAUGUUCUCCACUACCCGGGCUCGGGGCUCCAAAUCCCCCAGCUGGACCGACUUCGAAGCCUUGAGAUUCGUCGGGAUUGCCAACGCCAUUGUCGCCCUUUACUCCCUCUUCGAAGUCGGAGCUUCCGUUUGGGAGAUUACCGGCGGGACCACCUUUUUGCCCGAGGUUUUGCAGGUCUGGUUCGACUUCGCUCACGAUCAGGUGUUCGCGUAUAUGCUGCUGUCGGCGGACUCGGCGGGGACGGAGCUGGCACGGUCGCUGAAGGGGAAGGACACGUGUACGGAGAGCAACGCGUUUUGCAUACAGUCGGACAUAUCCAUAGCCCUUGGAUUCGCCGGGUUUUUGUUCCUGGGCUUAUCUGCCUUGCUUUCCGGGUUCCGGGUCGCCAGUUACAUCAUCAAUGGCUCACGUUUUCACCUCUAGUUGUAGUCACAACUUAGAAGUAGUAGUAGGCAAUUUUCUUCGAUUGUGGCAAUGUUAUCCUUCUAAUUAUUCUAAUAAUAGUACUAUUAUUAUUAUAGUAUAUCAUAUAAUCUGAUGAUAAUUAAAUACAUAUGUUAUAUUCUCUUUGGUCCUUAUUAUAAGGUAUUUUAACUUGUUCUAAAUUUCACUUAAAAUGUCUUUUUAAUUAAAAAAAUCUGAAAAAAUAUAUUUUUACAUUCGUUAGGUUGUUUUCUUAAUUAUUAGGAAAUUUUUUAAUAUUUUAAAGAUUUUUAUUUCAAUUAAAAAGAUAUCUUAAAUGAAAUUUAGAACAAAUCAAAAUAUCUUAUAAUAAGGACCGGGAGUUGGAGCGUGUGAAAGGGUGGGUUAUUUAUUGUCUUUUGUUCCUCCUACCUACACAGUCGAGUUUCUCGUCACAAAUACAUGGAUAAUUGUCGGAAUUUUUUUUAUUAGUUUUUGUUUUAGGAACCAUGCUCUUACUUCAAUCGUUUACUUUGUUUGGUCAGAAAACGCAAGUUUUUCAGUUAUUCUUAGUAUAGUCAUCAUCCUAGCUGCUGGCUGUUUGUUCAAAUUAAUGUUAUUGCAAGUUUCUUUCACAUCUAAUAGGCCUUCUGCUCAUUUUAUUCCAUUUCUU
Messenger RNA from Oldenlandia corymbosa var. corymbosa, 2537 nucleotides. Lineage: Eukaryota; Viridiplantae; Streptophyta; Magnoliopsida; Gentianales; Rubiaceae. The record is from the annotation of a GenBank genome assembly.